UUAUUCUCCUUACCAACGCGAACGGUGUUAUUCAACAAAGAUGCAACUUGAAAAAUUAAAAAUAUUAUUAAUCGGCCCAUCUGAAAGUGGAAAAACAGCAGUGGCGAAUUUUCUGUCGGAGUCUUCAGCCGCCGAUGAUGUAAUAUCUCGACCGACGCAAGGAGUACGCAUUGUAGAGAUACAACUGUCCCUGAACGUGAACGAUAAGCAAUGCAAAGUGGAUGUAGAGCUAUGGGACUGCAGUGGUGAUCAUAAAUUCGAAUCUUGCUGGCCUGCAUUUCGAGCUGGUGUGCACGGUGUAAUAUUGGUAUGUUCCCCGAAUACUGUGAACGUAGCUGCGAGAGAAAUGGAACUCCUCUACAACUAUUUUGUAUCGCAAGCUAAACUCUCGGCAAAGCAAUGCGUCGUGCUGUACAAUUGCUCUGAAGAUCAAGACGACUUGGACGUACUGAAUUUGUCUCCCACAUUUUCAAAAGUGUCACAAGUCGCCGUCAAUUUGAAAACUGGUGGCAACAGACUGAAAAUCGACUUUUCUAAUUACAUUACUUCGGUCUUGCAAUCUUUAAAUAAAUAAAUUUAAUGGACAAACCUUUUCAAAUUAAGAAAUCGAUAUUUGCUACAAUACUCACCUCUAUCUGCCACCCAUACAAUAUUUUGUCUGA
Aricia agestis (brown argus) is the source of this 662-nucleotide messenger RNA. Its product is annotated as intraflagellar transport protein 22 homolog. Gene Ontology annotation, biological process: intracellular protein transport. The transcript has 4 exons. NCBI's taxonomy places the organism in Eukaryota, Metazoa, Arthropoda, Insecta, Lepidoptera, Lycaenidae. Gene Ontology annotation, cellular component: endomembrane system. The record is from RefSeq and is a predicted model, not a curated record. The coding region runs from base 41 to 574 and encodes 177 amino acids. Gene Ontology annotation, molecular function: GTPase activity.